Molecule: messenger RNA, 3836 nt
Organism: Pseudoliparis swirei
Lineage: Eukaryota; Metazoa; Chordata; Actinopteri; Perciformes; Liparidae
Gene: garnl3
Product: GTPase activating Rap/RanGAP domain like 3
Exons: 31
Coding region: 379-3537 (1052 amino acids)
Biological process (GO): regulation of small GTPase mediated signal transduction; activation of GTPase activity
Cellular component (GO): cytoplasm
Molecular function (GO): GTPase activator activity
Source: RefSeq, a predicted model, not a curated record
CGCUGUGCGAUCCGGCGCAUUCCGCUCAGGUUGACCGCUGCAGCAGCUCCUCCAGCGCGCGCCCGCCCGCGUGGAGAUCCCCGCGCGCCCCUCUAGCAGCUCCGACCACACCGCCUCGCGCCUGGCCUGAAGCCGGACCAGAGUCCGCGAGACCACUUUCCUCGCGCCACUGCAGUGGAGACCGUCAGAAGGUUUUUCUUCUUCUUCUUCUUCUUCCCAUCCUUUUCUUCUUUUUCGAGUUGUCCGAUUUUUCUCCAGCCCUCCUCCUCUCGCAGUCUCGCAUUUUGUUGUACUUUUUUUUUUACAUUUUAGUUUUUUUACAAGAAAAGAGGCGCUGCUGUUUCCCCGAGUGUCUCUCUACCUGCUCGCCCAGCACCCAUGAAUUCAGAUACAAAUGUGUACCUCGGCAGAGACAAAGGCAUCAUGCGGAAGAGAGCCCUGCUCCUUCGGAAAGGUUGCAGCUUCGAGAUUACCAGCUCUGCCUCGGAGGACUUGGGCUGCCGGCGCGGAGACUUCAGCAGGAAACACUAUGGUUCGGUGGAGCUGCUGAUCUCCAGUGACGCAGAUGGGGCCAUCCAGCGGGCAGGGCGCUUCAGGGUGGAGAACGGCUCGUCGGACGAGUCUCUGGACUACACGCCAGGAACCUGGAGGAGAACCGAUGUCCAUCUGGAGAAUCCAGAGUACCACACCAGAUGGUUCUUUAAAUACUUUCUGGGAAAAGUCCACCAGAACUAUGUGGGUACGGAUGCAGAGAAGAACCCCUUCUACCUGUCAGUCGUCCUCUCAGACCAGAACAACCAGCGGGUUCCUCAGUACAGAGCCAUCCUCUGGAGAAAGACGGGCACCCUGAAGAUCAGCCUCCCCUACAGCCCCACCAAAACACUAUCGGUCAAGUCCAUCCUCAGUGCAAUGAACAUGGACAGGUUUGAGAAAGGCCCGAGGGAGAUCCUCAACCCGGAGAUCCAGAAGGACCUGCUGGUGUUGGAGGAACAGGAGGGUUCUGUCAACUUUAAAUUCGGCGUCCUGUUCGCCAAAGACGGACAGCUGACAGACGACGAGAUGUUCAGCAACGAGACGGGGAGCGAGAGCUUCGAUAAGUUCCUCACUCUGCUGGGCGACUCCAUCUCGCUGCAGGGAUGGACCGGUUACCGCGGAGGGCUGGACACCAAGAAUGACACGACGGGAAUGAACUCCAUCUACACGGUGUACCAGGGCCACGAGCUCAUGUUCCACGUGUCCACCAUGCUGCCGUACUCCAAAGAGAACAAACAGCAGGUGGAGAGAAAGCGACACAUCGGAAACGACAUCGUCACCAUCGUGUUCCAGGAAGGGGACGACGCGUCGUCGUCCUUCAAGCCGUCGAUGAUCCGGUCGCACUUCACCCAUAUUUUUGCAUUAGUUAGGUAUAAUAGCCAGAAUGACAGUUACAGGUUGAAGAUUUUCUCAGAGGAGAGCGUUCCACUGUUCGGACCUCCUCUCCCGCCUCCGCCCGUGUUUACUGACCACCAAGAAUUCAGGGACUUUUUACUCGUCAAAUUAAUCAAUGGAGAGAAAGCCACACUGGAGACGCCGACGUUUGCCCAGAAGCGCCAGCGGACCCUCGACAUGUUGAUCCGCUCGCUUUACCAAGACCUCAUGCCUGACCUGCACAAGGUUCCCUUUUCUCCACAGAACAUGUUGAACCGGAGGUCCUUCAGCGACGUGCUGCCCGAGUCUCCAAAGUCGGCGCGCAAGAAAGAGGAGGCGCGGCAGGCCGAGUUUGUCAGAAUCGGGCAGGCUCUGAAGCUGAAGACCAUCGUGAGAGGAGACGCCCCGACGAGCCUCGUCACCACCGGCCUGUGCAGAAAGGAGCCUUGGGAGUCCCAGUCCUUCUGCAGCACGUUCCCCAAUGAGAUCGUGUGUGCCGACUCCUGGGGUCAGUCUCUGCUGGCGGCCACCGACGCUGCUGGGGUCAUGCUGCUAGACGGCCCUGAUCCAGCUGUGCCCAACGCUGAGACGCAUGCGGCGCCCCCCGUCCAGGUGUUUGACAAAACCAUGCUGGUGAAGCAGAUGCACGUUCUGGAGCCUCAGGACCUGCUCAUCACCAGGGCUGACAAAGGGAAGGACGCCCGGCUCUACGUGUUCCGGCUCAGCGCGCUGAAGAGGGGCCUGGAGGAGAAGCAGCUCGUCAGGAGCAAGUGUGACAGCCGGGAGAAUAAACUGGAGAAAACCAAAGGGUGCCAUUUGUACUCUAUCAACACCCACCACGGCUCAGAGCUGAGGAUCGUGGCGGCCAUCAGGAACAAACUCCUCCUCAUCACCAGGAAACAUCCGCGGUUCGAAGGCUCGAGCGCCGUCGGCGUGGCAACCGACUCGCCGGUGGAGGAGUUCCAGUACAUACGGGAGAUCUGCCUGUGUGACCCGCCGGUGGUGAUGGCGCUGGUGGAUGGGCCGACCGGGGAAAACGACAACAUGAUCUGCGUGGCCUAUAAGCAUCAGUUUGACCUCAUCAACGAGAGCACCGGCGACGCCUACCGGUUACACCACGUGGACGCCAACAGGGUACAUUUCGUAGCAGCCAUCGAUGUGUAUGAAGACGGGGAGGCGGGUCUGCUGCUGUGCUACAACUACAUCUGCUCCUAUAAGAAGGUGUGUCCGUUUAACGGCUCCACGCCGAUGAUCCAGUCCAACGCCUCGGACUUCCACUUCAGCUGGAACCAGAUGCCCAAUGCUAUCGUUUGUGCGUUUCCGUACAUCCUGGCCUUCACGACGGACUCCAUCGAGAUCCGACUGGUCGUCAACGGGAACCUGGUGUACACGGCGGUGGUGCCGGAGCUCCAGCUGGCGGCCUCGCAGUCGGACAUAUAUUUUGUUUCCUCGGCUCCGGUGAGCUCGGCCUCCAACUGCAGCUCGAGGGACACCAGCUCCCAGAGUUCCCCUCAGACGCCCACCGGCUACGAGAUGCCCGCGUUCCCUUCGCCGCUCGGUGACGAUUCUAUACGGAUCCCCUAUGGUACCAAGCUUUCCCUGUACAUGUCUAAGGAUGCCGAAGGUGAAGCGGCAUGUAAGCACAUGUUCAAGAUCCCUCUGUGUAACCUGGUGGGCCGCAGCAUCGAACGACCCCUCAAGUCCCCGCUGGUCAACAAGGUCCUGACCACGCCGGCCCCCGCCAUGGUGCCCCCCACCCCGCUCAUCGCCGCCACGCACUCGCUCUCCCUCUCCCGCAUGGAAAUCAAAGAGAUCGCCAGCCGCACACGCAAGGAGCUGCUGGGCCUGACCGAGGAGCCAAGUGGAAAGUCAGACGGCGGAACCGUCAAACAGAGGAAGAUGAGCAAGAAGAACGCAGACGAAGACCCCAAAGCGCGGGCGCUGACGUCAACCAACAGCGACAGGUCGGCCUCAGAGUCCGUGGAAUCGGACCUGGACGCCCAGCUGCACUGCUCGUCCAGUUCGGAGGCGGAGCCGAGGAAGGCGAUGCUGCGAGAAGAGAGCCCGCCUCUCGCCAGCGCGUUCGCCCCGUCCACGUCCUUCGAAGAAAACGUCUUGGACCUCAAGUGAAGACAAUCCCCACCGUGCACUUGCCUCGUGCACUUCCCCCUUCCCGCUCCUGUGCUGUCACCGGUAUUUCAUUGUUUUUAGUUGGUUUCUUUAAAAAAAAAGAAAAAAUCUGUUUGUUUGACUUUUUUGUUGUUGUUGUUGUUGUUGUUGUUGUUGUUUAUAUGCCCGUAUCUUUGGUCUCCCCCCUUCCAUCAGACAAGAUGAGUGCAGUGGGACGCACGACGUGUCCAUGUGCGUUUUUUGUUUCCCUCGCCGGGUGUUUGUGUUGCCCGCCCCCCCCACACACACACCCAUCUCCU